GAGAGGGGAGGGCGCGGGGAGGGGAGAGCGAAAAUAAGAGGUGAAAGAGUGAGUGUGAGGAGAGCAGCAACACACGGAUCAGUCACUCUCCGCUGGUGCUCCAACCCUGGAAACACCAUCCAGUCAUCACAUCGCCCGCGAUCCUGCUAUGCGCAUUGGACGAGGAGACGCCACUUGCGCUUUGGUUUUGGAUUGGUGUUGAAUCUUUUACUGUGCAUCACUGGACAGGAUGGAGCAUUGGAGACAAUGCGCGUUAUGGCUGAUCAAUUGUAAGGUGCUGCCACCGAACCAUCGGGUAACAUGGGAGUCCGCACAGGUGUUCGACCUGGCGCAGACCCUGCGGGAUGGGGUCCUCCUGUGCCAGCUCCUCAACAACCUGAGACCCCUGUCCAUCAACCUGAGGCAGAUCAACCUGAGACCUCAGAUGUCACAGUUUCUCUGCUUGAAGAACAUCAGGACAUUUUUGCACGCCUGCUCAGAGAUAUUCGGCAUGAAGAAGAGCGAGCUGUUUGAGGCUUUCGAUUUGUUUGACGUUCGAGAUUUUGGAAAGGUUAUGGACACACUGUCCAAACUCUCUCAUACACACAUUGCACAGCAGACUGGAAUAAGGCCGUUUCCCACAGAAGAGAGUGUUGAGGACGAAGACAUUUAUAACCAUCUAGAGGAUCUGAUAGAUGAGAAUGGUGUUGAGGAUGAGGAAGAUCUAUAUGACUGUGUGUAUGAUGAUGAUGAGGGAGGAGAGGUGUAUGAAGAUCUGAUGAAGGUUGAGCUGGUACAGCCACAGAAACAAGCUGAGACGGACAUCAGAAGCUGUUGUCUGAUGGAAAUCAAACAGACUGAGGAGAAAUACACAGAGACGCUGGACUCCAUAGAGAAAUUCUUUAUGAAGCCUCUGGGACAGUCACUGUCCAGUGUGGAGAUUGAAAAAGUGUUCAUCAAUAUACCAGACCUUGUGAAGGUGCACACGAGUCUUCUGAGAGAGGUCCAGGAUUCAGUGCUCAUGCAUAACGCCAAUAACCUGUUUCAGAUCUUUAUAAAUUACAAAGAAAGAUUAGUCCUGUAUGGGAAAUACUGCAGUCAAGUAGAAUCAGCCAUUGCGUCUUUGGAUGACAUCUGUAAGAACAGAGAGGACGUCAGGCAGAUGUUAGAGUUAUGUUCCAAACGAGCCAAUAACGGGAAGUUUACUCUGAGAGAUCUUCUGGUGGUUCCGAUGCAGAGAGUUCUGAAGUAUCAUCUACUUCUACAGGAACUGGUGAAACACACCCAUGAUGCCACAGACAAGAGUAAUUUACGGCAAGCGCUGGAUGCCAUGAAGGAUCUGGCUCAGUAUGUCAACGAGGUGAAAAGAGACAUCGAGACUCUACGAGACAUCGACCAAUACCAGAAAUCUAUAGAAAACCUUAAUCAGUCUCUCCGUAACUAUGGGAGACCGAAAGGUGACAGCGAAGUGCGAGUAGCUUCAGUCGACAAACGAGCCAAACAAGACAGGCACAUCUUUCUGUUCGACGCCGCCGUGAUCGUAUGCAAACGACGAGGAGAUAACUACGAGAUGAAGGAGGUGAUUGACCUUCACUCCUUCAAGAUCACCAACAACCCGACCUCAGACAGAGAAAACCGAAAGUGGUGCCACGGAUUCUACCUCACACACAAUCAGGGUCAGAACGGCUUCGAGUUCUUUUUUAAAACCAAGGAGGUGAAGAAGAAAUGGCUGGAGCAGUUUGGCAUGGCAUUAUCGAACAUCUGUCCGGAGAGUGGGAAAAGUAAUUUCCAUGAGUUCCGCAUGCACACCUUUGAGACAACCACAUCCUGCAGCUCGUGUAAAAUGCUGCUGAGAGGAGUCUUCUAUCAAGGCUACCGCUGCUCAAAAUGUGGUGCUGGCGCCCAUAAGGAGUGUCUUGGUAGGGUGGACGUUUGUGUCAGCAGUGCUGAUUCCAGCUCUUUCGGAUCUCAGAUUGGAAAACCACCCGGUCGUGGAGGAGACACAGGUCUCCCUAAGAUGAUGGUCAUCCGUAAUUACUAUGGGGUUCCAAGCUCCCUCUGUGGCCCACCGCUCAACAUCCAGGUUGGUGAUGUCAUCGAGGUGAUAGAGGCAAACAUCCGUAGCUGUUGGUGGAAGGGUAGAGUCCUGGCAACUAAGGAGGUUGGCUUCUUUCCAAGCGACGCAGUGAAGCCUUGCCCAUGUGUACCCAAACCUGUUGACUACUCUUCUCAGCCUUGGUUUGCAGGCCCAAUGGAGAGGCUGCAGGCAGAGGAAGCACUGCUCAACAGGACGAGCAGCACAUACCUUGUUCGUCACAGAAGCCGAGAGUUUAACGAAUAUGCCAUCAGCAUCAAGUACAACAACGACGUGAAACACAUCAAGAUCUUAACAAAGGAGGGACUCUUCCACAUUGCAGAAAACAAGAAGUUCAGAAGCAUUUUAGAGCUGAUCGAGUAUUACAAACAUCACUCUCUGCGGGAAGGAUUCAGGACACUUGAUACCACACUGCAGUUCGCCUUCCGAGAGCCGGAGAAUGGAGCCAACACCCCGCUGCUCUGCGGGCUGUCUUUUCUAACUCCCGCCGGCUACAGCUUUGUCCCCCCCUCUACUGCCCCAUUCUGGUCAGGUACAGGUACACGUUUUCUUUCUCCAUUGGUGUCGUUUUGUCAAGGUCGCAGGAGAUCUGAUGGUGCCAUGUAUACACGCCACCCCUUGCGUUUAACCCCGCCUCCCAUCUCAUUGUGCGUGUCUGUUUAUAGAUCAUCUCACAGCCGCUAUCAUCUUCUCUAACGCAUAGCCGCAUGCACCAUAUGUCCUUUGUCAGCCGCACGACACUGACUGACUGACAGUAUGACUCAUCAUUAUCUCAUUUCAGGCAGUUAGCUUAUUAGAUCCGUCAUUACAGGCGGUUUUUGUCAGGGGAGCCGUGAUGAAAAGGAAGGAGUCGGGCUAACUUUGUGACAUCUCUCUCUCUCUCCUUUACAAACUUCUCACUUUGAGCAUGACGGCAGCUAACUGGCAGCCAGUUCUCUGUCUGUACAAGUCUUGCUCAUUUUAAAACAGCUGAAGAGAAAGCGUCCUGGCACUGAGGCGGAUCUCAUCAACACACGUCUGGCAGGAGGCCUAGCUUCUCUGGCUGCCGUUCACAAAGUCCUCAGAGCCUAUGAAGUCCGAUAAGACAAAAGCUCAUUUGAAUCCGCCACCACGUAUUUCCCUCGGCCCACCGCAUUUAGAAAGAAAAAACAAACUGUUU
Molecule: messenger RNA, 3233 nt
Organism: Cyprinus carpio (common carp)
Lineage: Eukaryota; Metazoa; Chordata; Actinopteri; Cypriniformes; Cyprinidae
Product: guanine nucleotide exchange factor VAV3-like
Exons: 26
Coding region: 230-2770 (846 amino acids)
Biological process (GO): cell migration; intracellular signal transduction; regulation of GTPase activity
Cellular component (GO): plasma membrane; cytoplasm
Molecular function (GO): guanyl-nucleotide exchange factor activity; protein binding
Source: RefSeq, a predicted model, not a curated record